This is a messenger RNA of Lodderomyces pseudojiufengensis, 1674 nucleotides long. RefSeq names its product Dit1p (gene DIT1). The transcript has 2 exons. The record is from RefSeq and is a predicted model, not a curated record. Bases 1 to 1674 code for a protein of 557 amino acids. Gene Ontology annotation, biological process: tubulin complex assembly; post-chaperonin tubulin folding pathway. NCBI's taxonomy places the organism in Eukaryota, Fungi, Ascomycota, Pichiomycetes, Serinales, Debaryomycetaceae. Gene Ontology annotation, molecular function: beta-tubulin binding.
AUGGAAUCUGUUUCAACAUUAUCAUUAAAUACUCAAACCAAUAGUUCAACAUCAACUAUUGAUUUUUCAAAACCAAUCUAUGAAAAUAUUUGUAUGCUUUAUAGCCGUAACCAAGAUCAAAUCUUGAGUUUACGAUAUUUCAAUAAUUGCAAUCUCGAUCUAACCGAUGCGAUCUUGAAUGCCAAGUUUAUCAAUCACCACAAUUUCAAACAAGCAACGAUCUCUGACGAUUUUCAUAUCUGGGAAUUAGAUACACAAGAUUCAAUCAAACAAGGAAUUGUUACACUUCAAAUUUUACCAAAUGAAUUUGAUUAUUGGUUUUUAAAAUUAUUAAUUUCAGAUUCUAAAAUAUAUUAUCCAACAGUAAAUGAUUUUUCAAAUUUAACAACCACUAUAACUGAAAUUUUUGCUUCAAAAUUAAAACAUACUGUUGAAAAUGAUAAAUGGGAUGUAAUUGGUAAAUUUAAAUUUCAAGAAAAUGUUGAAUUUUUUACCCAAAGGGGUGUACCAAUUGAAGCUGUACUUCCAGCGUUUCCUUGUAAAUCUUCAAAUUAUGAAAAAGUUUCAGGUGAUUUACCAGAUAAAGGUGAAGAAUUAGCUUUAAAAAGAUUAAUAUAUUUUGCUGAAGAAGUUGAAAAAAUUUAUCCACCUGGUAUUAUAAUUUGGAUUAUUAGUGAUGGACAUGUAUUUAGUGAUUGUAUUGCAGUUGAUGAUUUAAAAGUUAAUCAAUAUUCAAUAGCUUUGAAACAGAUAUAUAAAAGAAUUCAAAAAUCAACAACCACUUUAAAAUUUCAUUCCCUUCCAGAAAUUUUUAAAAAUAUUCAUGAAAUAUCAGUUAACAUUGAUUUACAACAUUUUUUAGAUACAAAAAUUGAUUAUGAAUCUGAAAUUUGUCGUAAAAUUAUGAUGUUAUCUUGUGAUACUGAUAAUGGGAAAUUAAAACAAGAUAUAAAUACUCCAAAUCAUCCAAGAUUAUCAUUAUUUCGAGGAUUUAGUAAAUUUAUGACUGAAGAUUUACAAUUUCAUCCAAAAGUAAAAUUAAUGACUAGGAAAAAAUUUAAAAAAAUUGUAAGUCAAGUUGCUUUUGAAAUGAUUAAAAGAAAUGAUGCUUAUUCAAAUUUAGUUGAAUUAAUGUUUCCAUUUCAUUUAAGAUUUUCAAUUCAUGCUCAUAAUAAUUCAGGUCCAAAAUAUGGUAUUUCUUUAUUAAGUCAAAAUGGUAUUGAUGAAAUUUUACCAAUUAAUAAUUUAAAAGAUCAUAAACUUCCUCCAACAACUACUGAUUUAUUACAUAUUCCAACUCCAUGGCAUAAUUCUAUAGUUUUGGAUGGGAUUCAACUAAUUUACACUACUUUUAUAAAACAACACCACCAAAACCACCAAAUAAUGUCACCAACACCUUUACAAAUUAAAGUCAAUGCUUUAAAAAGAUUAAUCAAAGAAGAACAAUUGUAUCAACAAGAAGUUAAAGAUCAAGAAACUUAUGUAAAUCAAAUGAAAUCUCAAAAUGCUGAUGAAUAUGAAAUUAAAAAACAAAUUCAAGUAUUAGAAGAAAGUCAAAGAAUGGUACCACAAGUUAAUGAAAAAAUUAAAGAAUUAAAACAAUCUCUUGAAGAAUUUAUAAAUAAUUAUAAUGGAGAUGAAGAUUUAUCAAUUGCUAAAAAUUUAUUGAAGUAG